Messenger RNA from Racocetra fulgida, 271 nucleotides. Lineage: Eukaryota; Fungi; Glomeromycota; Glomeromycetes; Diversisporales; Gigasporaceae. The record is from the annotation of a GenBank genome assembly.
AUGAGUCAAAAAAGUGAAAAUUUAAUUGAUACUAUAACUUCUAGUUCAACUGAUAUUGCUACCUCUAGUUUAGCAUAUUUAAAUAAAAAACAAAAAACUGAUGACUCUAAUUUCAAUGAAAUUUGGGCAUUUUACCAACAAGAACCUAAUAAAGAUAACAGAUAUUAUAAGGCAACUUGUUUUUAUUGUUCAAUUUUUUGGAAGUGUGAAAAAUUGCAAACUAUGAAGGCUUAUUUAGCUAAUUAUUAUUCAAAAUGUUCUGAAGAUAUUA